UAUUUUAAGACAAUUAAAAAAUCUGUUAGAAUUAUAAAUGUGUGUAUGUGCUUGUGUAUUGGGAUAUUGUACCCCCUAGCAGAUGUCCUUUGCAUAUUCUUUAUACAUACGUGUGUUCCCCAUGUACUUUUUGUAUUGAUUUUUUGUUAAUAAAAAAAAGGAUUGGGAACUAUUUCAAAAUGGGAAGAUUUUUAAAUGACACUGUUUUAGCAUAAUCGAAUCCGGCCAUUGUUAUAAAGUUGCCAUUAUAUUCAGCGCAUGCGCUCACUACCUGACUCAUGGCCGUCACGCGAAAACCGCAGUACAGAUAAAUUCAUCCCUCCACCUAUGAGAAAAACAAUGCCAAGUUUCUCGUGGAUUGAGGACAGGAGUGCGGUGCAAUGAAAUAUGAUUGAAGCAGCAUGGAAGUAUUUAAAUGAGCCUAGCUGUAGCAUUAUUUAGGUAAAUAGACUAGUCAGUGUCAGAUUCUGAAUGGCUCGCUAAUAAGGGAUUACUUUGCGUGCGAGUCAGCGGAGGUUGAUUAAAGAGGGAUGGGCUGUGAUGUGUUCAAGAUGGCGGCGCCCUGUGGAGUGUAGAGACUCUAACAGUGGUGCCUGGAGACUGUAUUGGCCGGAGGCCCAGGGAGCCCUCCAGGCAGGACGCUGUGAGAGAGACGACUGGGACACCCCCUGCCCUCCAGGCCUUGACGGAGAUUGUCUGCCACCACCUCACCCUCCGCUGUCAACAUGGCCAGAGAGCAGCCCAACGUUGGGGACCUCCUCCCUCUCCUGGAGUCCUCUGACAUACGCCAACUGGAGGAGAUCAAAGGCCUUAUCAAUGAGCACCUCAGCACUGAGCGAGGGUCAAUGCUGCUGAAUGGACUGGUGGACUACUUCUUGGAGACUAACUCGGCCCAGGCCAUGCAUAUCCUCUCGUCAGUCAGAGAGCCACAUGAUAAGCACCUGCUGGACAAGAUGAACGAGUGUAUGACCAAACAGGCCUGCCGGCUGCCCACCCUCACUCUGCUUGGCCACGUAGUCCGCAAGCAGCCGUCCUGGAUCCAUAAGAUCGCCCGCUACCCGCUGCUGCUCUCGCUGCUCAAAUGCCUCAAGACGGAUUCAGACGUUGUGGUCCUCAUAACUGGAGUCCUGGUGUUGAUCACUUUGCUACCCAUGAUCCCCCAGGCUGGCAAACAACACCUGUAUGAGUUCUUUGACAUCUUUGGACGCCUGGCUUCCUGGAACCUGAAGAACCCAGGCCACGUCUCCGAGGUAUACCUCAUCCACCUGCACGCCAGCGUCUACUCGCUCUUCCACCGCCUCUACGGCAUGUACCCCUGCAACUUUGUGUCCUACCUGCGCUCCCACUACAGCAUGAAGGAGAACAUGGACACCUUUGAGGAAGUGGUGAAGCCAAUGCUGGAACAUGUCCGUAUACACCCGGAACUAGUGACUGGAACUAAGGACCAUGAGCUUGAUCCCACCAGAUGGAAGAGAUUUGAGAUCCAUGACAUCGUCAUUGACUGCGCCAAAGUGUCUCUGGAUCCCAAGGAAGCGUCGUGUGAGGAGGGCUAUGCGACCAUGCCCGAGAACCUCUACCCCCAGAUGCAGCUUUGUCCACAAGACUCAGCCUCUAGCCCCUACACAGACUUCCACAGCAGCUUCGGAAGCUCCUCUUUGACCCCCUUCUCUACCCCACGCCAGCCCCAACCACCACCCCUGUCCCUGCCCCCUCUGUCAGGGACUCAGUCCUCCUAUCGUAGCCCCCAGACCUCCAGACGUCAGAACUCAAGCUGUGAACUCAACUCUACCUGUGGGGGAAAAGAACUGUGGAGCCCCUCCUCCCAGUGUGGAAUGGCCACACCUCCUUCCUCCAGGGGCAUGUCACCUAACCCAGAGCUCUCCCAUAGUGCCUCUUACCUCUCAGGCCACCGCGUCCACAGCACAUCAGGAGGGAAAGGAACACCUGCCUCAAGUACUCCUGCCACCACCUCCCCGCCCCCCACCCUCUCUGAUGAGUUCCCCACCAUCCCCCUGACAUCCAACACCGCUAGUCCACCACGGAAGCAUGGCUGCCCUGUAGAAGCAUCCAAACCUAGCCUGGUGAGGCAAGAACCAAUCCCAGAUCCUGAGAAAGGUGGAGAGGUCAUCAACAACAAAGAUGCAAGUGGUGGUGGGACCAUUUCCAUGACGCUGACAGAACUUUCAGUCUUUAUGCAGGAGCAGGAGCUGGAGCUUCAGCUGAGGACAGAGAAGGAGAGGGAAGAGGCUGCCAUCACAGAGGAGCUCCUGGAGAUCACGGAGGACAAGCGAGACUUUGCUGCCCUGAGUGGCUUUGACACCCCUUUCUACCGUACCACUGAGACCCUGACAGGUACCCAGGAGAAGGCCCUGCCCAACCACCCACUGGGUGGCCUCAUGCUGCCCCGGGACCCCCACCAUGCGGUGUCCACCCCAGACAAGGCACUGGAGAAUGCCCAGGGCGCUAAUGGUGGUGGGGACAAUAGUAGGGGCUCGGCCCUAGAGCAGUCCUGGUCUUUCCAACCCAUGUGUCCCUUCAGCCCCAUCGAACACCCACUCCACCGGAGCCCCUCUGCCCCGGAGUACGAGAUGGCCAAGUUCGGUGGCCUGUUCUCCCCCAGCCCCUCCAUCAAGAACCACUCCCUGCCCUAUGAGGCCCUGUUUGAUCUGGCUCUGCCUCGGGCCGCAUCCCUCUUCGUGGGGAGGAGGACAUCAGAGGCCCUGGGCAGGGCUGCUCUCGAGAGGCUGUGCCAGCGGCAGGAGGGGCUGGAGGACAGGGAGGAGGAGGGUCAGGGGAGGGUGUCGGCUUCCCCCCUGGAGGUGCUGGAUCGUCUCGUUCAGCAGGGAAGCGACGCCCACGACAAGGUGCUCAACAGAUUACCUUUGCCAAGCAAGUCAGCUGACUGGACACAUUUUGGAGGCUCGGCUCCGCUGGACGAGCUGCACACGUUGCGUAGCCAGCUGCUCCUGCUGCACAGCCAGCUGCUGUACGAACGCUACAAGCGAGAGCAGCACGCCGUCCGCAACCGACGCCUACUGCGACGCGUCAUCAACGCCACAGCACUGGAGGAACAGAACAACGCCAUGAAGGACCAGCUGAACCUCCAGAGUGUGGACAUCGUGUCUCUGAAGGAGAGUCUGCACGUGGAGCAGCAGCGCUGCAGGCAGCUGUGGGACGACCGAGAGACCGUGGUCACCAGACUACACAGCCAGGUCCGCCAGCUACAACAGGGCCGGGACGACUACUACACCAAGAACCAGGAACUACAGAGUCAGUUGAAUGAGUAUCAGAAGAAGAUGAAUGAGCUGGAGGCAGAUCUGCAGAGGUCCAACAACAAGGUGUGUCACACGGGGCACCUUCUCAACCAGAUGACUACCAAGCUGAGCACCAGUGAGCGCACUCAGCAGCAGAUGAGCUUCCUGAACAAGCAGCUGCUUCUCCUGGGGGAGGCCCACAAGCUGACUGAACAGCGGCAGCAGCACACAGGCUUAGACAAUGCCAUGGAGGCCCAGAUGGUGCAGGUGUCCUGGGGGAAGGAGGUGGAGAGGUUGAGGCAGAGCCUGCUGCAGCAGGGCCAGAAGCUAGAGGCAGCGCAGCAGAGAGUGGGUGAGCUGGAGACACAGCUCACCAAGAAGGAACACCUCAUCGUGGAGCAGAAGAAGUUUCUGGAGGACGUCAAGGGCCGGGCCAAGGGCGAGCUGCAGGCGUCAGACAGCAGGUACCAGGCCCAGAGGAGAGUGACCCAGCUCCUGCAGACGGAGCUGCUGCAGCUCUACAGUAGACUGGAAAUGGAGGGUCAUGCCACCCUGACCACACCCUCCGCAGGGGGCAGCAGUACCGAUCCUGGCCCUCCUAUAGACUCUAGUAUCAUGGAGCCAGAUGGACCCGUCACAUCAGGAACCAAUGAGUGGUCAGAUAACGGCAGACCACCUCAGUCCCCACGACGCAACGGCAGUACUUUAUCUCCAGGGCAACCUAUGGCGAACAACCCCCCUAAGAAGCCUCCUGUCAACUCUGUCAACGGCACCCAGGAAGUCCCCAAGCCUUCCUGUACCCAUACCCCCCUGGCCCCCCCACUGCCCCCUGACGCCACCCCCCUCACUGUUGGCUCCUACCCCAGCGCCAAGAGCUUCCUGGGCAUGCGGGCGCGAGAGCUGUUCCGGAACAAGAGCGAGAGCCAGUGUGACGAGGAGCCGCCACCCCCCGCCUGGCCGGCCUUUCACAGGGCCUGAAGACUGAGCUGUGUGUGGAGCCCUCAUUUCCCCCACUGGGGAAUUCUCUGACGUGUCCUGUCUCUAACCCUGUCCUUAACCUUACCUUUUCCCCUGCCCUUGCCUCUAUACUGGGUGCCCCUCUCACUGUGCCCGUGAAGGAGCACC
This is a messenger RNA of Oncorhynchus keta (chum salmon), 4379 nucleotides long. RefSeq names its product hamartin-like. The record is from RefSeq and is a predicted model, not a curated record. Gene Ontology annotation, biological process: regulation of cell cycle; negative regulation of TOR signaling; negative regulation of cell population proliferation. The coding region runs from base 726 to 4232 and encodes 1168 amino acids. Lineage: Eukaryota; Metazoa; Chordata; Actinopteri; Salmoniformes; Salmonidae. The transcript is spliced from 22 exons. Gene Ontology annotation, cellular component: TSC1-TSC2 complex.